This is a messenger RNA of Nothobranchius furzeri (turquoise killifish), 4808 nucleotides long. It is a transcript of the gene clstn2a, whose product is annotated as calsyntenin 2a. Lineage: Eukaryota; Metazoa; Chordata; Actinopteri; Cyprinodontiformes; Nothobranchiidae. Gene Ontology annotation, cellular component: cell surface; postsynaptic membrane. Gene Ontology annotation, molecular function: X11-like protein binding; amyloid-beta binding; calcium ion binding. The record is from RefSeq and is a predicted model, not a curated record. Gene Ontology annotation, biological process: homophilic cell-cell adhesion; positive regulation of synapse assembly; positive regulation of synaptic transmission.
CGCGCGCGCGCGCGAGAGAGAGCGGUCAGCUGAGAACACCCUCGCGCCUGGGAGGUGAGCCAGGAUCUGAGAGGAGAAGCGGACGCGAAGACAUCUCCGACACAGUCCGAUAAACAUGGCGAAACUCGGGGUCCCGUUGGUGCUGCUCUGGCUGCUCUGGGGCUACUCCUUAGCUCUCGGUGGGAAAGUUAACAAGCACAAGCCGUGGAUAGAGACCUCCUACCAUGGAGUGAUUACAGAGAACAUGGACACGGUGCUGCUGGACCCUCCGCUAGUGGCUCUGGACAAGGACGCCCCGAUUCCUUAUGCUGGGGAGAUUUGUGCCUUUAAGAUCUUCGGUCAGGAUGCCCCGUUUGAGGCGGUGGUGUUGAAUCGGACUUCAGGAGAAGGAGUACUGAAAGCCAGCAGCCAGGUGGACUGUGAAAGCCAGAAGGAGUACACCUUCAUCAUCCAGGCCUAUGACUGUGGGGCUGGGCCAAAUGGAGCGGAUUGGAAAAAAUCUCACAAGGCCGUGGUUCACAUCCAGGUGAACGACGUGAACGAGUUCAGUCCCGUGUUUAGAGAGUCUCUGUACAAGGCCUCUGUGACCGAGGGAAAGAUCUACGACAGCAUUUUACAGGUGGAAGCUUGGGACCAGGACUGUUCACCACAGUACAGUCAGAUCUGCAACUAUGAGAUAGUCACUGCAGGAACGCCAUUUGCUAUUGAUCGUAACGGUAACAUCAGAAACACGGAGCAACUGAGUUUCGACAAACAGCAGAGCUACAAGAUUUUGGUGUCUGCCUUUGAUUGUGGCCAGAAGAAAGCCAAAGAGGAUGUGGGGGUGCACAUUGAAGUCAAACCUGUCUGCAGACCUGGAUGGCAAGGUUGGAACAAGCGGGUGGACUACGAGCCAGGAACAGGGAGCAAGCAGCUGUUUCCCAAGAUGCACCUGGAAACGUGUGGCGGUCCCUUGUCUGGCAUGAAGGUGAUGCUAGAGCUGCAGACAAACCACAUCGGAAAAGGUUGUGACCGGGAAACUUACUCUGAAAAGUCUCUCCAAAAACUCUGUGGUGCAGCAUCAGGCAGCACCGACCUCCUGCCUGCACCCAGCCCGUCCACAAACUGGACGGCGUCUCUGCUCACUGACAGCGGGCGAGACAGCGACCUCAUUUACAGGUUUGAUGGGCAUCAGGCUACAAACGUUCCAGAUCACGCCGUGCCCCAGAACCUGACAGACCAGUUCACCGUAGCGAUGUGGAUGAAACACGGACCGAGUCCUGGACUCCGAGCUGAGAAGGAGACCAUUCUGUGUAACUCUGACAAGACAGAGAUGAACCGCCACCAUUACUCUCUUUAUGUUCACAACUGCCGCCUGGUGUUCCUGCUCAGGAGAGACUUCACACAGAUCGACACUUUCAGACCUGCAGAGUUCCACUGGAAACUAGAGCAGAUCUGUGACAAGGAAUGGCAUUAUUAUGUGAUCAACGUGGAAUUUCCUGCAGUGACGCUAUUUGUGGACGGUGUGACCUAUGAACCCUACCUGGUGACAGAUGAUUGGCCGAUCCAUUCUGCCAAGAUUGAUACGCAGCUGACUGUGGGUGCCUGCUGGCAAGGUGUUGAAGUGGCAACCCCAAGGUUCACUCAGUAUUUCCACGGGAGCCUUUCAGGUUUGACAAUCCGACCGGGUCGCAUUGAAACCCAGAAGGUUAUCUCCUGCCUGCAGGCCUGCAAAGAAGGCCUUGAUAUUAACUCCCUUGAAAGCCUGGCAAAGGACAUAAAGUUUCAUUUCAACCCAGCCCAGUCUGUUCUGGUGGUGGAAGGAGAAGAUGUGGACAGCAUCAACACGGCCAUGACAAAGAUCUCCUACAUCAACUCACGUCAGUUCCCAACACCGGGCCUCCGACGGUUGCACAUCACAGCCUCCGUACAGUGUUUUGGAGAGGAAACGUGUCUCUCCAUCCCAGACAUCAGGGCAGUAGUAAUGGUGCUGCCUCCCAGUGAACCCAGAAUCACCAUCACAGGGUUGAAGCAGCUCAUCAGACCUGCCAGUGAGCUCCGCGGCCCGCUGGGCGUGGCACCUUUCAAGGAGCUUCGCAUCACCAGCACUGUGAUGAGGGGAGACGCCUUCGGUGGACCCCACAGGCUCAGUGUGACGGAGGUGAUGCACAACCUGGACUACUGUGACGUGCUGGUAAUUGGUGAUGAACUGAAUCUGGAGAGGGAAAGUCUGGAGAUUCAUCACAGUGCCCUGUUGGGAAAACAUCUCGAUGCCACCAACUCCACCUCAGGAGUAUCAAUAUACGGUGUGGACUCCAUGGCCCACUAUGAGCAGGCCCUGAGGCAGCUGCGCUACAGGAACUGGAGACCUGCUGCUCUGAGCGAGAGACGGUUUAGACUCACCUGCUCCGAGCUCAACGGACGAUACACCAGUAACGAGUUCAACCUGGAGGUCAGCGUUCUUCACCGCGCCGCUCCAAUGGAACAUAUCAAUCAUGUGGCGGCGCCGCCGCAGUACAUGAGACCUGUCCAUCACCCGCUCAUGAUCCACGCCCUGAACUCACACACGUCAGAAGCCGCACCUCCUGCGGCCACGGUGGUUAUUGUGAUUUGCAUCGCAGCUCUGGUGGUGAUUGUGGUGAUCGGCAUCUACAGGAUCCACGCCACACAUCAAGAAGCCUCCAGAGACGACGAGGAUGAAGUCAAAGAUCUUGAGACGGACUGGGGGAGCUCUGCACUCAACAUCACUAUCAACCCCAUGGAGGACAUAAGAGGCCCCCAGGCACUGGCAGAGGCGGUAAGAGGAGAAGAAUGUGAGGAGGAGGAUGAAGACGAGGAUGAAGAGCUGGUGGGAAGCGUGACGAUUGCUGAAUCAGAUAAGAGUGAUGAAGAGGAAGAGGAGAAAGAAGAAGGGAGUGAAGAGGUUGUUGGGAAGAGGGAAAAAUCUGAGUGGGACAGUUCACGUGUAACAUACUGAUCACACACACGCUCAUUCUCCAUCAACCACACACACCAUACAGGCAUUCAUACAAGCACGUACAGACACAAAAAAUAAAUCUGAUGAGUUACAGUCUUCAGCUGGAAGAUGCCAUUUUUAGAGAAGCAGCGCCCUCUGGUGGACAAAGGCUGCAUCAGAGUCGGCUGCGGCGCCACAGUGUUGGAAAGCGUCAUGUUUACAUCAUCAGUACUCACAUAACACUCAGUGGUGUUUAUAGGUCUAUCUAACAAACAGUCAUCCCAUUGCUGUGUGUGUCGACUGGGUUUGCUGGUCUUACUGGUACCUAACCCAACCACAAGGCUCCUCUCAUCAGAUUACUUAUUUCCCAAAAGGACGGUCUGUUAGAUGCUGAGUCACUAGCAGCUAAAUGUGUCCAUACAUGUAUGUAAUAGUUAAUGUAUCAAUAAACCUUUUAGAAAUAACUUUAAUUAGUCUGAAUAUUAAGUAGAACACUGAGUGUGUGUGUGUCCCAUAUUUAACCACCGUCUCACACCUUUUAGUCACGAAUGUUGUUCGUUAGCAAUGCUGUGGUUCUGUGGCCAGGACACGAAAGAGAGAACAUCUAAAGUUUAACUGAAAAUACUCCUUAAGUUACUCACCUGUUUACGUACAAGAACUAAAUGUUACAGAUUGUCUUCUCUAGGUUCUCGAAAGUCUUUCAAAAAUCACAUUAAAAUCUUUUAAAAAGCUUUUUUCCAAACAUUUAUUUUUUAUUAAAUGUUUAAACAAGAUUAAGUUAUUUUUUUCUAUCCAAAUUUUCUACAUCAUGACUUGAACAAGGCGUUUCUGAUUUAAAUAACUUUGUUGUUCCAGAACAUUUCAUUUAUCUUUAAUCAGAAGAUGAAAUUAAACAGAGCUUUUAUUAUAAUUAUUUAAAAGAGAGAAUUCCAGACUUCAUGAGAGUUAAAGGAACAGGAGUGCAGCUUUGGGCCUUUGUGCAGAAAACUAAUGAAGGUUAAAGAAACGAUGUUGUCGAAGCCUCAUAAAGAUGUUUGAUCUGCAGGACAGUCACACCCAUUUGUCUCUGCUCGUCUUUAAAACCUCGUUUGUUUUAAACGUUUAGAUUCAUCUCGUCUCCCGUCAGCCACGCUUACAGUUUGCCCUCACAUCUCUCGUGGGCUCAGGCAGGUUUUAUGUCAACAAAGGGAGCAGCUUCCAUGUCUCGUAUCAGAUGAUCCGAGCCGAAGAACAAAACAAACUCAUGAGUGCCGUCGGGUGAGGAGGACUCCAGUAUCAGAGCCGUUUGCUUUGUUGACUGAUCAAAUAUGAUGAUGUCUUCUCACCUCUGGUGACGUUUACUCUCGCUCUGAUGGCUCUCAUUCACACUUGACAUUUGACCUUAACACAGAUCACAUUAUGCAUGUGAGCCGCUGUAAUCAGAGGUUUCUGUCUGAUCUGUGGAAAGUCUGAUUCUGUUAGAUUCCAGCCAGCUUCCCUGCGGGAGAGUAAAACCAUCACACGCUGAAAGGUCCCGUUCUUCUGACACCCUCACAAACCCAGGUCACAUCCAGGUUUCGCUUCGUCUCCUCUCUGCUGUUCUCCAUCUUUGAGCUCUAACAGAAACGUUUGGUGUUCACGUGUCUUUUAAUCAUCUGUGAUGUAUGAUAGAGUCAACAUUGUGAAACAACUGUUUCCUCCUGCCACACGAUGCUCCUGAUACAUUAAUGACUUUAAAAAGAUUCUUUUACAUAAAACCCUGUAAAAAUAUUUAAGACAGUUAUUUUAUAUAUGUUUCUUUUUUUGUAAACAAAAUGGUUGGGAUUUCUUUCUAUCUAGUGGUCAUCCCGCUGUUUUCUGUAAAUUGACCAAUAAAGAAUUGUUUUAGACUCUA